Vicia faba (fava bean) is the source of this 1131-nucleotide messenger RNA. The record is from the annotation of a GenBank genome assembly. NCBI's taxonomy places the organism in Eukaryota, Viridiplantae, Streptophyta, Magnoliopsida, Fabales, Fabaceae.
AUGGGAAGUUCUGGAACAACCGAGUAUGGUGCAUACACAUACCAAAACCUUGAGAGGGAGCCUUAUUGGCCAUCAGAGAAGCUAAGAAUUUCCAUCACCGGAGCUGGUGGUUUCAUCGCCUCACACAUUGCUCGCCGCCUUAAGACUGAAGGUCAUUACAUUAUUGCUUCUGAUUGGAAGAAGAAUGAACACAUGACUGAAGACAUGUUCUGCCAUGAGUUUCAUCUUGUUGAUCUUAGGGUUAUGGAUAAUUGCCUCAAAGUUACUGAGGGUGUUGAUCAUGUUUUCAACCUUGCUGCUGAUAUGGGUGGGAUGGGUUUUAUUCAAUCCAAUCACUCUGUUAUUAUGUAUAACAAUACAAUGAUUAGCUUCAAUAUGAUUGAGGCUGGUAGGAUUAAUGGUGUUAAGAGGUUUUUUUAUGCCUCUAGUGCUUGUAUCUAUCCUGAAUUUAAGCAGUUGGAGACGAACGUGAGCUUGAAGGAGGCUGAUGCAUGGCCGGCUGAGCCACAAGAUGCAUAUGGGUUGGAGAAGCUUGCAACAGAAGAGUUAUGCAAGCAUUAUAACAAAGAUUUUGGAAUUGAGUGUCGCAUUGGGCGGUUCCAUAACAUAUAUGGCCCUUUUGGAACAUGGAAAGGUGGAAGGGAGAAGGCUCCUGCUGCUUUUUGUCGGAAGACACUUACUUCCACUGAUAAAUUUGAGAUGUGGGGAGAUGGAUUGCAGACACGAUCCUUCACCUUUAUUGACGAGUGUGUUGAAGGCGUGCUUAGAUUGACUAAAUCAGACUUCCGGGAACCAGUGAAUAUUGGAAGUGACGAAAUGGUUAGCAUGAAUGAGAUGGCUGAGAUUGUUCUUAGCUUUGAGAACAAAAGCAUACCAAUCCAACACAUUCCUGGUCCAGAGGGUGUUCGUGGCCGCAACUCAGACAAUACUCUUAUCAAAGAGAAACUUGGCUGGGCUCCAACAAUGAAGUUGAAGGACGGACUGAGAAUUACAUACUUCUGGAUUAAGGAGCAGCUUGAGAAAGAGAAAGCUGGAGGUGUUGAUUUAACAUCCUAUGGAUCAUCCAAAGUGGUUCAAACUCAAGCUCCGGUUCAACUAGGCUCUCUUCGGGCAGCAGAUGGCAACGAAUGA